AUGAAAAGACUGCACAAUCACAAUGUAACACCACCACCGCCAGAGAGCCACCAUGAAGAAGAAGAGUACUCUGAGGACAGAGACCUCCAGCUUGGAAUCAUUGCCUCUCUCUCGGUCCCAACACCCAAUAGGUCUAAAAAAAGGAUCAUCAACCUCUCUCACGAAAACCCAAUUAACGACAAGGAUGAUGCUAAGGUCAUUGCUUCACAGAAGGCCUCUCGGAAGAGAAGAAAAAAGAAAUUAAGGGUCAACGAAACAGGGGAGUCUUCUAAUUCUAAUUCUCAUACUCUAACCUUUGUGUGUGAAAUAUGUGUUGAAACAAAGCCAUACAACGAGUCUUUUCGCAUAAUCGGUUGCUCACAUUCUUACUGUUCUGACUGCAUCAUCAAAUAUGUGGCUUCAAAGCUACAAGACAACAUUACACAGAUUCGAUGCCCUGUUUCGCGGUGUGGAGGGUUCUUGGAGCCAGAGCAUUGUCGCCCCAUUUUGCCGGCGGAGGUGUUUGAUAGGUGGGGGAGUGCCCUCUGCGAUGCGGCGAUUCCGGGGUCGGAGAAAUUUUACUGCCCUUUCAGGGAUUGCUCUGCUCUUUUGAUUGAUGAUGACCGAGAAGAUGGAGAGGUUAUUACCCAAUCAGAGUGUCCCAAUUGCAACAGGUUGUUUUGUGCAGAGUGUAAAGUGGCUUGGCAUUCGGGGAUUGAAUGCGCGGAUUUUAAGGAAGAUGAGAGAGAGGAGGAGGAGGAGGAGGAGGAUAUUAAGUUGAUGAAGCUUGUUAAGAAGAAGAAGUGGAUUAGGUGUCCCAAAUGCAGAUUCUAUAUUGGGAGAUCUGAAGGCUGUCGCUUUAUGCAGUGCAGAUGUGGACACACUUUCUGUUACGAGUGCGGAGGGUAUAGGAAAACAGAGUUCGCCUCUCAUUGGUGUAAGCGCUGA
This is a messenger RNA of Cornus florida, 927 nucleotides long. RefSeq names its product E3 ubiquitin-protein ligase RSL1-like. The coding region runs from base 1 to 927 and encodes 308 amino acids. Gene Ontology annotation, cellular component: cytoplasm; ubiquitin ligase complex. The transcript is spliced from 2 exons. Gene Ontology annotation, molecular function: ubiquitin conjugating enzyme binding; zinc ion binding; ubiquitin protein ligase activity. NCBI's taxonomy places the organism in Eukaryota, Viridiplantae, Streptophyta, Magnoliopsida, Cornales, Cornaceae. The record is from RefSeq and is a predicted model, not a curated record. Gene Ontology annotation, biological process: protein polyubiquitination; ubiquitin-dependent protein catabolic process; positive regulation of proteasomal ubiquitin-dependent protein catabolic process.